Diversispora eburnea is the source of this 1713-nucleotide messenger RNA. The record is from the annotation of a GenBank genome assembly. Lineage: Eukaryota; Fungi; Glomeromycota; Glomeromycetes; Diversisporales; Diversisporaceae.
AUGGGCGAGGGAAGCUUCUUCAAGGGUACUAGUUUAGAGCAAGACAGUCGGUUUUCGGAUAAACAAAAAAAACUGCUAAAAAGCAUGAAUUUUCCUAUAGAAUUUAACAGAAAGGUUGAUCUGAAAAAGGUAAACAUGACAGUCAUCAGACCCUGGAUCGCACAAAAAAUUGUUGAUUUAUUAGGAGGUGAAGACGAAGUUGUUGUCAAUUAUGUAUUUGGCUUAUUGGAAGAACCGGAUCUUGAUCCAAGAAUGAUGCAAAUCAACCUCACCGGAUUUUUGGAAAGGAAUGCUCCUGCCUUUGUAACAGAAUUGUGGAAAUUGCUUUUAUCAGCUCAAGAUAGUGAAAGUGGUAUUCCGACUAUAUUUCUCGAACAGAAAAUGGAAGAAAUUCGCAAGAAGAAGGAAGAAGACGAGAGAAUUAUGGCCGAAAUUCGAAAAAGACGCGAAAAGGAGGAUGCUGAAAGAGCAAGAUUAAAAGAGACCAGAGAAAAGGAGCGUAGAGAAGAAAGAGAAAGACGAGAUCGUGAAAAUAGAUCAGUCCGUCACUCUAGUAGAAAUAGAGAUGACGAUAGACAUCGGCGAAAUUCUCAUCGCCCUCGAAGCCGUAGUAAAAGUGAUGAAAAUAGAUAUCGACGUUCUCAUAGAAGCAGAGAACGUCCUAUCAGAGAUCUCAGAGAUCGUAGUAGAGAACGAGAACGUCCUAUCAGUGAUCGUAGUAGAGAACGAGAACGCCCUACCAGGGAUCGUAGCAGAGAACGCGAACGUCCUAUUAGGGAUCGUAGUAGAGAACGCGAACGUCCUAUUAGGGAUCGUAGUAGAGAACGCGAACGUUCUACCAGGGAUCGUAGUAGAGAACGCCGAAGACAUAGAAGUCAUAGACGUAGUAGGAGUCAAAGUAAAGACGGUCGUAGAUAUGAUGAAAGAAAAUUACGACACAAGAGCCGAAGUAAGAGCAGAGAAAGAGAAGAUACAAGUAAACGACGACGUUAUUCCAAGGAAGAACCUAUUUCAAAAUUAUCUUCAGGACAGUUCAGUCCUACUUCCUCUCCGGAAGGAAACCUUCGUACAGAAAUUAACGUAUCUGAGGACGAUGCCAAAAAAAGGACCGUAGAAUCAGCAGAAUGGUGCGAUUCUGCUCAAAGUUCACCGCCUAGAAAGAAAAUAGCCGAUGCACCUAUUUUCAAGUCAAGGUGGAAUGACGAUGAUGAAGAUGAUGUGGAUAACAAGAAAAGUAAAAAGACAUCGACAGUUGAAUUAGAACAAUUAGAACAAUUACGAGCUAAAGCAUUUGAGUCAAUGAAAGGCCGGCGUGACCCACCUUCUUCUUGCAGUGCUGGUCCUAUUGGUGAUGAUCUUUUUCAUUGGCAGGCUACAAUUAUGGGACCAUCCGAUUCUCCAUACGCUGGUGGUGUAUUUUUCCUUGCCAUCCAUUUUCCGACAGAUUAUCCCUUUAAACCUCCGAAAGUUAAUUUUACAACAAGAAUUUACCAUCCCAAUAUCAACAGUAAUGGAAGUAUAUGCCUGGAUAUUCUAAGGGAUCAAUGGUCACCAGCACUUACUAUUUCGAAGGUUCUUUUAUCCAUUUGCUCAAUGUUAACUGAUCCAAAUCCAGAUGAUCCGCUUGUACCUGAAAUUGCUCAUGUUUAUAAGACCGAUCGUACUCGUUAUGAAGCCACAGCUCGAGAGUGGACGCGUAAAUAUGCUAUGUAG